This is a messenger RNA of Spinacia oleracea (spinach), 705 nucleotides long. RefSeq names its product pEARLI1-like lipid transfer protein 1. The transcript has a single exon. Lineage: Eukaryota; Viridiplantae; Streptophyta; Magnoliopsida; Caryophyllales; Amaranthaceae. Bases 65 to 484 code for a protein of 139 amino acids. The record is from RefSeq and is a predicted model, not a curated record.
UCCAUUUUUACUUAAUUAAUAUUAAUAUAUAAAAACCUUUCAUUUAUUUCAAUUAGUUACUAAGAUGUCUUCAAAAGUAUUUUCAUCAGUUGUCCUCCUCCAAUGUCUCAACAUAGUGUUUUUCACUAUGGUGAGUUCCCAACAUGUCCGCUCCCCACCACUUCGUCCUAGGUCACCACCGCCUUCCAGGUCACCACCUCCAAUGGCGUCCCCACCCAUGUCACCUCCUAGCAACAGUUGCCCCAUAGAUACGCUAAAAUUAAAGGUGUGUGCCAAUGUAUUGAAUGAUUUGCUUAAUGUCACGAAUGGCACCCCGCAAUGUUGUUCUCUCAUUGAAGGGUUGGUUGACCUUGAAGCAGCAAUUUGUCUUUGUACUGUCAUUAAAGUUAAUGUUUUAGGGAUCAAAGCUAAUGCUACGCUCAACAUAACUGUGUUGCUCAACAAUUGUGGUAAGAAGAUACCUGAAGGCUUCGAAUGUUCUUAAGCUUAUUAAUCGGAUUUUGUUGGUAUCAUCAAAAUCUUAAAUAAGUAUAACUUUCCUAUUCCAACAGCUUUGGAGCAGCUCAUCAAUAAUGUUGUAUAUGUUAUGUGUUUGUUUUUGUUGGUGACUAAGCUAGGUUGUCAAUAAACUCCAGCCUAACAUUGUACCGUAGUACGUAGUACGUAAUCUUUUACAAUUAAUAAAGUAAGAAAAACCUACAUGAG